Sitodiplosis mosellana (orange wheat blossom midge) is the source of this 1881-nucleotide messenger RNA. RefSeq names its product putative ankyrin repeat protein RF_0381. Gene Ontology annotation, molecular function: protein binding. The record is from RefSeq and is a predicted model, not a curated record. Bases 277 to 1269 code for a protein of 330 amino acids. The transcript is spliced from 10 exons. NCBI's taxonomy places the organism in Eukaryota, Metazoa, Arthropoda, Insecta, Diptera, Cecidomyiidae.
UAUUUGCUCGUUUUGAAUUAUCACCGUGGAGUUGAUUUGAAUUGAAGCUCGCUUUGGACAAAAGGGAGAUAUCGAUUUCAAAACAGCAAAACUAAAAAAAUUCAUCAGAUAAAAAGUGAAGCGUCCGAUUCAAGUCAAGCUUAUUAUUGGUUUCAAUCUGGUUCCAAACAUAUCCAAACGAAAUCGAAAAAUAGAAGAAAUCAUACGUUGAAUCGUUUCCUUUUCAAUCAAUUCCAUAGAUUCUUUUCUUAUUGUUCAGUUGUAGAAGCAAAAGACAUGUGGCCAUCAUUCGCAAUCAUUCUUAUAGUGGGGGCUUGUAUCCUUGACAUAGGUGUUCACUGUGAAUUUAAACAAAUUUCAUUGGAAUCCAGUUUGGAGGGACAAUUGCGGGAAUAUUCGUUAAAUGGCAACUUACCUGGCGUUCAAUCACUUAUCAAACGGGGUGUAAAUGUGAAUGCUGUAGAUGACAACGGAUUGGGAGCACUUCAUUUCGCAUCGUUGAAGGGCCGUAUGGAAAUAGUUCGUUAUCUCAUUGAGCAUGGUGCAAAUGUUGAUGCUGAAACCUCAGACAAAAGAACACCACUUCAUUUCGCAGUUUACUUUGGCGAUGUGGAAAUAGUUCGUUAUCUCAUUGAGCAAGGUGCAAAUGUCAAUGCUGAACCAGACGAUCAAAAGACACCACUUCAUUGGGCAGCUGAAUAUAACCGUUUCGAAAUAGUUCGCUAUCUUAUUGAGCAUGGUGCAAAUGUUAGUGCUGAAGCCAUAGACAGAAGUACACCACUUCAUCGGGCAGUUCACUGGGGCAAAGUGGAAACUGUCAGUUAUCUUAUUGAGCAUGGUGCAAAUGUGAAUGCUGAUGGCGAAUAUGAAGGGACUCCACUUCAUUCGGCAGUAGCUGGCUAUGGCCAUGUGGAUCUAGUUCCAUAUCUUAUUGAGCAUGGUGCGAAUGUUAAUGCUGAAACCACAGACAAAUGGACACCACUUCAUUUGGCAGUUAAACUUGGCCGUAUGAAAACAUUUCAAAACCUUAUUGAGCAUGGAGCAAAUGUUAAUGCUGAAUCCAUAGACAAAACGUCACCACUUCAUUGGGCAGCUAACUAUGGCGACGAGGGAAUGGUGCGAUAUCUUAUCGAAAAAGGUGCAAAUGUUUUUGCUCAAAACGAUGCUAAAAAAACACCCCGUCAAAUAGCCGAAGAAAAUAAUCAUCUUGAUGUGGCCGAAAUCUUGCAAAAAGCCGAAAAAAAACCAAAAAGCAAAAUUUCAGAAUAAAAUUUCAUUUUUUCGAUAAGAAAUAAUAUUGAUUGACAACAUGCAACUUAUGACUAUUUCUGGUCAUUAUAAAAUCACCUCGAGAGGAAAUACAAAACCAAAUUGCCUCAUAAAUUUGCUUAGAAUAAAAGAGUCCCAUGAAUAAGGUGGGAUACAAAAAGUCAGAUAAUCAUGAGACACGAUUUAUCUCACCUUUCUCUUGAGUCUUUUUCAUUUCUAUAAAAAUGUUCGAGACACUAUGGAACAAACUAAAUUUUCGCAGAUCAAGAAUAUCCUCGUGCAUUCAUAUCAUCUAAGAAGAAAAUAGAACAGAAUAAAUGUGUAGCCUUUGAUGAAAUUUUCACAUUUUUAUUGAAAAAUAUUCGUUUAGCCUAUAAAUGACACUUCAAUCUUUGGAAUAUUCUGAGUCCUUUGCAUAGAUGUCGUACGGAUUCGAGAUAUCAAGCUUAAAUCAAAAUGUGCUUUAUUUGAAUGAAAAUAAAAUAUUGAAAUGAUUGUAAAGCUAAUCAUGAUUUUGAAUGAAUUUUAAAAAGUGUAUUAAUGAGUUCCGAGCCUUGAAAAAUGUUUUUCUGAUUUGGGCAGCGAGUUAAAAUGGAUAAAAUGGAUAUUAAA